Messenger RNA from Lathyrus sativus (Indian pea), 1740 nucleotides. The record is from the annotation of a GenBank genome assembly. NCBI's taxonomy places the organism in Eukaryota, Viridiplantae, Streptophyta, Magnoliopsida, Fabales, Fabaceae.
AUGGGUAGCACACAGUUUUCAGCUAUAUCACGCGCAUUUCACAAACUAACACUUGCAUUAAAAUCAUGCAAAAACACCUCCGAAAUUCGUCAACUUCAUUGCUACAUGAUCAAAACAUCUCUCACCAAUCUUCCUUUUACUCUAAGCAAGCUUCUCGCUGCAUCAAUCAUAGACAUGGAUUAUGCAUCCACCAUUUUCAGUCAUAUUCAAAAUCCCAAUCUUUUCAUGUUCAAUACAAUGCUUAGAGGCUAUUCUGUUAGCAGUUUUUCUAAUAAAGCUUUGCCCAUUUUUAAUGAACUCAGAAACCGUGGAAUUGAGCUUGAUCAAUUUUCUUUCAUCGCCGUGGUUAAAGCUUGUGGCCGAAGUUUAGAGGUUGGGUUUGGUAGAGGGAUUCAUGGGGUUGCGGUGAAGUCUGGGAAUAGGAUGUUUGUUGAUUUGAAUAAUACCCUUUUGCAGUUUUAUUGUGUUUGUAGAAGAAUUGAAGAUGCACGUAAGGUGUUUGAUGAAUUUCCUGAGAGAAAUGAUUUGGUGUCUUGGAAUGCUUUGAUGGGUGGGUGUGUUCUUGUUUCUCAGCAUUGUUUGGUUUUUGAGUUAUUCUUGAAGAUGUGUUGUAUUGGGAUUAAAGCUAGUGUUGCCACUACGUUGAGUCUUUUGUGUGCAGCUGGUGAUGUAGGGGACUUUGUUUUGGGGAAGUCUCUUCAUGGUUACUGUAUCAAAAUUGGAUUCGGUUAUAAUUUAAAUGUUGUUACUGCAUUGAUUGAUAUGUAUGCAAAAAUGGGCCAUAUCUAUUUGGCACGAAAAGUUUUUGAUGGUCUUGUGGAAAAGGAUGUUGUUUUAUGGAACUGUUUGAUACGAAUUUAUGCAAGGAGUUGCCUGGUUGAAGAAGCAGUGACAUUACUACAGAAAAUGAGACAUGAAGGAGUGAGACCUAACUCUUCUACUUUCGUUGGGCUGCUUUCGGUGUACCCUGCAUCCGGAUCUAUGCUUGGAGUCCGAUAUGUUACUAGUUUGAUUGAAGAGGAGAAACUAGAACUGGAUGUGGUUCUUGGAACAGCUCUUGUUGAUGUGUAUGCGAAAUGCGGCUUUCUAGGUGAGGCCAUGGACAUAUUUGAGAGGAUGGAAAGUAAAGAUGUGAAGUCAUGGACAGCUGUGAUUUCGGGUCAUGGAAUUCACGGGCAGCCAAUGGAAGCCAUAAGGCUUUACAAUAGGAUGGAGAAUGAAGGGUUUAGACCAAAUGAAGUCACCUUUUUGGCAAUUCUUACUGCUUGUAGUCAUGGAGGACUUGUUAAUGAGGGGAUUGAAUUUUUUAAGUGCAUGGUUCAGGAAUAUGGCUUUUCACCGCGGGUUGAGCAUUAUGGAUGCCUUAUUGAUCUCUUGGGUCGAGCAGGAAUGCUACACGAAGCAUUUGAGCUUAUCAAGAGCUUGCCCAUUAAGGGUGAUGCUACUUCAUGGCGUACGCUGCUUUCUGCUUGCCGAGUCCAUGGAGAUGUUAAAUUGGGGGAAUGUGUGAAGGACGUGCUAAACUACUUUUACUCCGCGCAUCCUACAGAUUCCCUCCUCAUUUCUAGCACUUAUGCAGUUGCUGGAAGAAUCUCAGAUCUUACAAGAAUUAAACAAACAAAUGUUAGUUUAGGCAAUUAUGGUGUGCUCGAAACAGAGGGAGAAAAUAUGUUAAAGGAGGCUGGAUUCAGCAGAGUUGAAAUUGUAACUAGGGAAAAUAUGUUUUUGGCGGAAGAUUAA